CUUUGUCCUAGUUCUGAAAAACAAGUGGGGUAUAAAUAGGACGGGGACGAGGUGUGUGUUUAUUGAUCUCAGACAACUGGAGAACAAAUCUGCACCGCCUGAAGACUCGAGGGGAAAAACACGACACACUGAGUGUGUGUUGGUAAAGAGGAGAGAUGUGGAGGUCUCUCUGUCUCACCCUGCUGGCCGGCCUGCUGGUGGGCUGCAGGGGUGAGAGUGAGACGGAUGGGACGAGAUGUAAACCCGCGGCCGUGUGGAAGAUCGGCGACGUGGAGCCGCUGAGGGACAGCCGGGGCCGAGUGACCGUGGUGGCCUACCUACAGGCCAGCUGAUUGUUCUGUCUGUCGCAGGCGACCAGACUGGACGAGCUGCGCCAGAAGCUGGAGAAUGCAGGCUUGGUAAACAUUGUGUACAUGGUGGUGAACAGCCAGGAUGAAACCUCUCGCCGUCUUCAUGGUCUAAUGGAGACCAGGCUCUCGAGUAACAUCGCUCUGUACAAACAGAACCCAGAGGAUCCUGACGUGUGGAGCAUCGCCAACGCUGAGAAGGACGACUUCCAGAUCUAUGACAGGUGUGGACGUCUGACACAUCACCUGUCUCUGCCGUAUACGAUCCUGAGCCAGCCGCAUGUGGAGGAGGCCAUCAGAAACACCUACUGCACCGGCAUGUGUGGAGACUGUGUGCUGGAGAGUGCUGAUCACCUUGAGGCAUGUAACAGAACCACAGAGGAGAAAAAGGAGGAGGAAACACCAAAAACAGAAGAUCAACAACAUCAUCAUCAUCAUCACCAUGGCCAUCAUGGAGGUCAUCACCAUGGUGGUCAUCAUCAUCACCAUCAUCAUCACCAUCAUCCCCAUGAUGGUGUAGAGAGAGAUAAUCUUGGUGGCUCAGUUUACCAGCAUGGCCAAGAGGGCCAGGUCCAAAGAGGCUAUUUAGAUCAGGGCCAGGUUCAGAGGAGGCAGUUUGAUUUGGGACAGGUCCAUAUGGGGCAGGUAGAUUUGGGACAGGUUGGUAUUGGACAGCUAGACCUAAAGCAUUUAGCUGAUGCUGUAGGGAACCAGCAGGUGAUGCAGCGUCCCUGAGUUUCCAGGUGUAAAUUCCCAUUUAUGUGUCAGCAGGGGGAGCUCUCCGACCCCUCCAGCUGAUGCUGACACUGACGGCGUCUGAUUGGCCAAAACAUUAACGAGAGGCCAAUCUGACGCUGUGAUGAGCCACUGGCUGCUCCCUGUCUCUGACAGGGGCCCACAGUGGACACAAACGACAUCAGGGAAACCUGACAGUGACGUCCCGCCCAUAUGGGUGACUGACAGUCAACUCAGCCUAUCUGAGCCUGACCUGCAGGGAUAAGCCAAUGAGAAUGACAGGUGAUAUAAACAGGGACAAGAACUUGUCCAAUGACACACUGGCAACUUUAGGAGCAUAAGAUCAGCAGCGCCCCCUUUGGGACAAAUCUGACCAAUCAGAGAGCAAAAUUACAUCCAAUAUAUCAGUGUUAAUAGACUGUUGCUGUUGUUUGGUAUAAGGAUAUAGUUUAAUACAUCAGUUAGCUUACAAGAUAAUUGAACUAUGUAGAAACUAGCAGAUUAAUAGCAGAUUGUAGCUAAUUAACUCUCAACUGUCCCACAGUUUGGGUCAUUAGCGAAAGAAAAAAGCAACUUAAGCUAACAUGAAAAGGUUGCCAGUGUAUCAAGGUAUCACCUGCACCCUGACAGGAAAUCACCAACAAGUAUUGACGCCUCAGUUUGCCCCAGGAAUGAACCACCAUCCUCGUGCUAAUUGGGCUCCACUCUUCAUCUUCAUCAAUUAUUAAAGUUUAAUCUUCCACAAAAAAAAACAGGCUAAUGCUUGAGAAGCUGGUAAUUAACAGCAAAUAACAACUAGCAAAAAGCUAAGUGUCAAUGUUUAUACCGCAAGGUAUUAUACAACAUGCUAAGACUUUAGCUAGCGGAUGUGUGACAUCACACACAUGAAAAAGCCAAUAAAUAAGGAAACUUCUAUACUCUUUAAACAGGGUGGUGGUUCAUGCUGGCAGCAAUCUGAGCGACCAUGUUGGCGUGGUUCUUAAUUUGCUUAUCUCUCCGUGGCAUUAAUGAUGCCAGGCGCAGAAACUAUGCCGUAGUGGCGCCUGUCUGAUCCUCAGCCAACCAGAGAGAACGAGAAACGUCGCACAACAUGACAAACUUUAUAUGUAAUAGUAGAUUUAGGAAUCAGUAUUAGCAUCAUGCUAACCCCUUCACCCACCCCCCCGUCUCUGUUAGCAUGCAAGAAAGAACUGGAGGAAAAGACCACAGACGGGACAUCUACCACUAGGGGGAGUCGAAAGGAGCUAGAAUCAACAGUUCUUUAUUGAAAAAAAUAUUUGGUGGCAAAACACAAGCGUGAAAAUUUAGUAUAAAAUGACAUUUAAAUGUCUAAACUAGCUAGAUGCUGGCAAUUAGCAAAGGGACGGAAAAGGUAGAAGGUUUCCUUAGUGCUAAUUAACGUAAUACAGAAACAUACGCUUAAUGAAAAUAUCUGUAGUAUCAGCAACACAUAUGGACACACACACACACACACACACACAGUUAGAGGGAUGUGUGCGACACUCCGAAUACUGAAUGAAGGUUUUCUGGGAAAGUUCAUGGAACCAGAAGAUCUGAUGUACUGUAUGAGAAAUGUUCACACUCAGACUGAUUAUGAUGGAGGAAUAGGUGUGUGUGUGUGUGUGUGUGUGUGUUCUCACUUAAAGGAAAACUACAAUUGUAGUUAAAUUGCAUUAAACUUCACUAAUAAACCAUAUUUUCCUUAA
Clarias gariepinus (North African catfish) is the source of this 2788-nucleotide messenger RNA. RefSeq names its product selenoprotein P (gene selenop). Gene Ontology annotation, molecular function: selenium binding. The transcript is spliced from 5 exons. Gene Ontology annotation, cellular component: extracellular region. Lineage: Eukaryota; Metazoa; Chordata; Actinopteri; Siluriformes; Clariidae. Gene Ontology annotation, biological process: selenium compound metabolic process. The record is from RefSeq and is a predicted model, not a curated record.